AUGUCAAGUACUUCUACAACUGCUGCGACUACCGCCACAACACAAGGUAUACAUAACUUGGUACAAGGACAAUACCCGUAUCGUCAUAAGAAGCCAGAGUUCAAGGAUAAGUACGAUGAGCGUCGUUGGUGCUUGGAACACUUGGCUGGCGCAUUCAGAGUGUUUGGGAGAAAAGGUUAUGCUGAAGGGUCUGCUGGCCAUAUCUCUGUUCGGGACCCUGUUGAUCCAGAGACCUUUUGGAUCAACCCAUUAGGCACACAUUUUUCCCUGAUGAAAGUUUCUGAUUUGGUACAUGUUGAUAAGGAAGGUAGGGUCAUUGGUGGUAACUUGGCUGCUGUGAACGCUGCAGGAUUCAAGAUACACUCGGAAUUGCACAAAGCUAGGCCUGAUGUCAACGCUGCCUGUCAUACCCAUUCUGUUUGGGGGAAGGCGUAUUCCACCUUUGGCAAACCAUUGGAGAUGAUCAACCAAGAUGUGUGCAUCUUUUACAAAGCACAUUCAGUCUAUGAAAACUUUGGUGGUGUUGUGCUUGAAAAAGAAGAAGGCAUCAAUAUCGCAAAAGCAAUUGGUAACGGCAAAGGUGUAAUAUUACAAAACCAUGGUUUAUUAACUGUUGGUGAAACCAUUGAUGAAGCUGCUUACCUUUUCACGCUCAUGGAGAGAUGCUGUGAAGUACAAAUGCAGGUUGAUAAGAUUAACCCAAUGUUUGAAAAGAAAAUUAUCGAUGAUGAAGAAGCUGCAUAUACGUAUCACAUGACUUCAGAUCCAGAAACCCUAUAUACAGAGUUCCAACCUGAUUAUGAAUUGGAGUUGGAAUUGACCAACGGUGCAUUCUUAAAGUGA
Molecule: messenger RNA, 843 nt
Organism: Williopsis jadinii
Lineage: Eukaryota; Fungi; Ascomycota; Saccharomycetes; Phaffomycetales; Wickerhamomycetaceae
Product: arad-like aldolase/epimerase
Exons: 2
Coding region: 1-843 (280 amino acids)
Cellular component (GO): cytoskeleton
Molecular function (GO): actin filament binding
Source: RefSeq, a predicted model, not a curated record